Molecule: messenger RNA, 1281 nt
Organism: Perognathus longimembris pacificus (Pacific pocket mouse)
Lineage: Eukaryota; Metazoa; Chordata; Mammalia; Rodentia; Heteromyidae
Product: melanoma-associated antigen B3-like
Exons: 1
Coding region: 1-1281 (426 amino acids)
Biological process (GO): negative regulation of transcription by RNA polymerase II
Cellular component (GO): nucleus
Source: RefSeq, a predicted model, not a curated record
AUGCCUCGUGGUCAGAAGAGUAAGCUCCAUGCUCGUGAGAAACGCCGCCAGAACCGAGGCAGUGAUCAGGGUUCUAAGGGUGCUGAGCAAAGAGUAGUGACAGCAGCAGAGCCUACUCCACCUGCCACGAGUGCUACUGAGUCAUAUAGCACUGCCCAGGUCCUUGAAGCACCAUCUACCACAGCUCAUAGAGGUAGACAUAUGGUUAGUUCUAUUCCACCACCUAUUAUACUUAUUGAUGUGAGUAUUUCAGCUGCAAAAUCUAUUGCCCCUACAGAUGUGGGUGUUUCUGCUUCACCAUCUGCUGCUUCUACUGCGUUGUGUGCUUCUGCGUUACCAGAUAUGGCUCCUUCGGGUGAAGGUUGUUCUUUUACUCCAUCUAUUGCCCCUACUGAUGAACAGGUUUCUGAUAUAGAAUUUGUUAGUACUGUUUGUAUGGAUGUGUUUGACACUAGAUCUCUUACAGACUCCACAGGUCCAGCGGAAGAAGGUGCACGCGUUUCUGAUGAAGAGGGACUCAUUAAGUUUACACAUCUAGACCAUGUAUCCAAAGAGGUUCUGAUGGUGGAACAGCUACUACUCCACAAGUACAAUUUGAAGCAAUUUACUACCAAGGGUGAUAUGUUGAAUAUUAUCACCCAAACCAAUGCAAAGGACUUUGAUGAGAUCUUCAAGAGAGCCUCUGAACACCUCUCUGCUGUUUUUGCAGUUGAAGUAAGAGAAGUGAACUCUGACACAUAUAACCUUAUCAGCAAGCUGAAACUCCCAAACAAUGGGAGAGUUCGUGCUGGCAAAGGCUUCCCCAAGACUGGUCUUGUGAUGAAUAUCCUGGCUAUGAUAUUAUUGAAGGGAAACUAUGCCACUGAGGAAGAUAUCUGGAAAUUCCUGAAGUUGAUGCGUGUAUAUCAUGGAAAGAAGCACUAUGUAUUCGGAGAGCCCAAGAAGCUCAUUACCCAAGAUUUGGUGAGGCUGAAGUACCUGGAGUCCCGGCAGGUACCCAACAGUGAUCCUCCAUGCUAUGAGUUCCGGUGGGGUCCCCAAGCUCACGCUGAAACUAGCAAGGAGGAAGUCUUGCAAUUCUUGUCUAAGAUCAAUGAAACUGCCCCCACGUUUUUUUCCAACCUUUAUGAAGAGGUUGUGAAAAAUGAGAAAGAUGAAACCGUGAGCAUAAAGGGAUGCCAGUGUAGCACUACUCCCCAAGCUUUUGCAGUUACCAGUAUCCCUCCUCCAGAACCUUUUUAUUCCCUGGUUGAAUCAGAACCUGGAAAACGGUCCAAAUAA